Molecule: messenger RNA, 1186 nt
Organism: Drosophila eugracilis
Lineage: Eukaryota; Metazoa; Arthropoda; Insecta; Diptera; Drosophilidae
Exons: 2
Coding region: 69-1067 (332 amino acids)
Source: RefSeq, a predicted model, not a curated record
UUAGUAUUAUCAAUUUCAGUUAGAUUCAGACAUUCGAGGUGUUAAAAAGUGUCGCGGAAGAACUGAGGAUGAAGUGCGUUAAUAUUGUGGCAAUCUUUGCCGGCUUGCUACUCCUAAAUCUGGAGAUGACAGCAUCAACUUCGACUGGGGAUCAACCAAGUCAGGCUCUGAUAGAUACGGCCAAGAUGUUUGGAUUGGAUGAAGUUGGCCUGCGGGAAUUGUGGCGCACCAAGGAUCCGCUGGUUGUCAGAAAUCAAAAUAGUGCCGGUCAACUGACUACAGUCACCUAUAGUCUGAGUCCCGAUGGUAAAUCGAUUUCAAGGAGCAGGGUCAUUGAGGGAUCGUCGCCUGCAAGGCUAGAGGAAGGAGCUACCAUAGCUAAGCCCCAAGAGGACUGGGAGUAUGUACCUAAUCCUAGUCGUCGUCAAUUUCGUCCGAUUGGAGAGCCUAAUGUCGGUGAAGGUAGUUUUGAUCCCAGCUUAUUUGGAUUCCCUGCUCCUCGGGGUUCAUUGUUUCCCAACUGGAGGCUGCCAGAUGGGGUGACGCCGCGAGUCACUACCAAGACGGAAGUAGAUAACCUAGGACGAAGGAUAACCACCACAACCAAGAGUUUUAGCGGCGUGGUGUUGCCAGGAAGUAAUGUGUUACAGCAGACAUUCCCUGAUAUUGCGAAGGAACCUGGUCCAAUUAACCCGAUCUUCGGUCAGAUCCCAUCCAUAGGAAACUAUCCCACAUUUUAUUCAGCACCCUCUGAUUUCAACUCUGGAUUUGUGCCCCGCUCAAGUCAGCAGGAUCCUACCUUUGUGCCGGUGAUAGAUGCCACCACCACUCAGCGAACUGUAGUUCCCCUACCCACUCAAGCACCUCGAAAUGUCGGUGGAGGUGAGAACGACAUAGAUGAUUUCCUGGCUAAGGUGGAUCUAACUGCCGAGGACAUUGAGAAGAGUAACGGUGAAGUAGUCAAAACAAUUGUGGAUAAAAAUGGGAGAGUUCUUACUGCCAGGUUUGUCCUGAGCUCAGUCAAAGGCGACAAGAACGAUCUUAAGCAGCAAAGUCCCACGAAAUAAAUAUCUGAAUUUACACCAAUUUUAAAGUAACAAAUGCAAUAUUUUGUAAACAUUUUUAAAAACAAUAACGCAAUGGAAUAAAUGAGCUUAUCAGCAGGGGCUAAACCCAGGCAAUAUAA